Aphanomyces astaci is the source of this 1011-nucleotide messenger RNA. RefSeq lists its product as hypothetical. NCBI's taxonomy places the organism in Eukaryota, Oomycota, Saprolegniomycetes, Saprolegniales, Verrucalvaceae. The coding region runs from base 1 to 420 and encodes 139 amino acids. The record is from RefSeq and is a predicted model, not a curated record. The transcript has a single exon.
AUGCACUUCCGCGCGCGCUUAGUGCUCAAGGUCGACGGCAAGCUCAAGCAGUCCAAGAAGUCGUACGAUCUGCUUGUGGACAAGAACAUGGUGUGCUUCAAGGACUCCGGAACGUUCAAGAGAUCGUUUCCCAAACCCGACACGGUCGUCGUGGGGAAGCAUGUUGCUCGGAUCCAACAAGGGUCGCGAUACUUUCUGUGCAGAUUUCCCGACCGACCGAGUUUACUCCGAUGCGUGGCAAUGCUUGGCGAGAUGGGCGUCACGAUUGUCGACUACUAUGACCUUACGCACCAAGACAGCACAAAGCAGCUCCGGGUCGCGUAUUGCGUCAGGUACAUGGGCAACGCAACACAAUUUACACAAGACUCUCGCGAUGUCCAAAGCAGCCUCCACCGCGCUUUAUUCGACCCCACUCGUUAAAUUAUGCUACAACUCUACAACGCGAUGCUCUCCACGGCGCCGUCUGGUGGUGUGUACGUGGACUCUUGCGUGUAGGUGUUAAAGUAGUAGUAGACCUGGUACGUGUCGUCCCAAUACUGCGUCCACCCGUUGCCCAUGUCCAUUCCGUACGGGGUCGCAUCCUCAUUCGUCGCCGCUGCUUCUUGGAUCGCUCCGGUGCUGCCUUCAUCCACUCCACCUCCUCGAAAUCCUCCCUCAUCCAGCUCGGCUUCUCCCAUCGUCUCGCCAUUUUCGACAAACGUCGGCGGUCGCUCAAACGUGCGUUGUCCCGUGCGUUCAUUGAAGUAAUAUGCGACGUGGUUGGCUGCCUCUUGCUUUAUCACCCACGCUUUGGCUACGUCUUCCGCGGUUGCCUUGAACGCAUUCGGCGGCAAGUACGUGCUCAUUUUGGUCGUCGGGUUGAAGUACCACUCGCGGUGACUCGUGUCGUCCACAUACUUUUCCCAGUCGCCCAACACCAAGCUCGGCUCACGGAACGGGCUCGUGCGCAGAUACCAGCCGUCCAGUUCAUCCUGCGCAAUCUCGGACGGCCACACAGACGGGAACUCGCCG